CUGACAUUGACAUAUUUCUGACUGACUUACGUCACGAUCAAACUCGACCUUCGUUCGCCAUGGAUCGUACGAAAUACAAAAAUAAACACUGAAAAAAAUCUAUUCUUCUUUAAUUUAGGUGUUCCAGAAUCAUAAAAAAUGCUGUGUGCUUUGCCUCGUACUGUUUUAGGAGCAGUCGCCCCCAAGAUAUUUAUUCCAAGAAACAACCAUAUUAGAAAUUUCUGGGAGUAUGUAAAUAUGAUGUUCAAUAAGCCAGACACAGACCGAAUCAAACAAUUUGGUCCAGACCGCGCUUGUGCCGAAUGGGUAUUACGAAAUGGUGGCAAAGUAGUUUGGGCCGGUGGAAAGAGAUUAGCAGAUUACAACUUGUUACCACCAGAAAAACAACAUGUUCCAAAGUUGGUAGAGAUCGAUGGAACGGAUUCAUCUAUUUCACAUUAUGGCUUUCCACAUUUAAUUGGAUGUACACAGUUAAGCAGAGUCAUCCUCCAUAAUAGCAACUAUAUCGAUGAUAGAGCAUUAAAAGGACUCUCCUACGGGCGGGACACAAUAACCCAUCUUCAAGUGUCUAAGUGCAUCAAUGUCACAGAUGCAGGAAUAAAAGAAUUAAAAAAUCUUCAUAAACUAGAAACAUUAAUUCUUUUUCACUUGGAGAGUGUUACAAAUUUAGAAGAGUGUAAACUAAUUAUUCAAUUGCAUUUACCUAAGUGCAAAAUUCAAGGUCUAAAAGAUGGAGUUCCUAUAAAUGAAAAACAAUAAUGAAAAGUCAUGCCAUUUUAUCUACUUACCUAACAUCAUUUUGAAAAUUUACACACAAUAUAACAAUGUAAAAUAUGUUUUUGUAUUCUAUAUAUAAAAUUGAAUGAACAAACUUUAAAUACAAACUUGAACAGUGA
Molecule: messenger RNA, 896 nt
Organism: Helicoverpa zea (corn earworm)
Lineage: Eukaryota; Metazoa; Arthropoda; Insecta; Lepidoptera; Noctuidae
Product: ATP synthase subunit s, mitochondrial
Exons: 4
Coding region: 139-759 (206 amino acids)
Source: RefSeq, a predicted model, not a curated record